AUGACAGAAGAUAAUAACACUGAUGAUGCCGAACAAGAAAUAUAUGGAAAAUUUGAUGUAGCAAUGGAUGUAGAUGAGUCAGAAAGUGAUGAAAAUGUACAAGAAAGAAUACCGUUUAAAGUAAUUGAAGAAUUGAACAGAGUUAAGACGUAUUUGAGCAGGAAAGACAAGAAAUACGAUGGAUAUUCCACCGAUUCUGGGUACAGAAGCGAUUCGCAGCACAGAAGUUCACUAAGAAGUUUCUAUUUUUUUUUGUUUUCAGCGUCUCAGGCGUCAGAAGGGUGGUUGAACCAGUCUGCCUACUGCCUGUUCAACCACAUCAUGCAAGCCAUGCCGACUGACGACAUAGUCAAAGAAAUUUCUCAGGUGUUAGGCAAGCUAAUAGACAGGUUACACGACGAUGAAAACUACCCUCCGUUUUUGGAAGAACUACUCGAGACUGUCGACGGCAUGCUUCGGGACAUACACACAGACGGAUGCACAGACAAAGUGAUUUUAAGUAAAGACGAAAAGGUCCAACGUAUGAUACUACUCAACAAAUCAAAACAUAUACUAAAAUAUAGCAUAGAAAAAAUAACAUCCAUACUCGAACAGUUACAUACAAAUUUAACGCAAGAAACUCUAUACGAAUGCACAAAUAUUGUGGAUUUAGAAAAUACAUGCUACAUAUUUCACAUGUUAGAAAAAUUCCUAAAAAUAUAUAAGAAAGUUAAAGAAUCUAACCAAACUCCUAAUUCACAAGAUUUACCAAGAAGGAGCUCUUUAACAGAUUUGUGGCGAAAAAAAUGGAAUCCAAAUUGUAAAGAAAUAGUAAAAAUUGAGAAUAAAAUUUGCGUUUUGAAAAAAUGCAGCGAGAUUUUGAAUAAAAUUAUCGUUGAGUGCAUGAACGGUUACAGUUUGGUAUCUUAUGCUGCUUUGCAAUGUUUUAAUUUGAUACAAGACUAACCCUUCUAGUGAUUGUG
Messenger RNA from Cydia amplana, 962 nucleotides. RefSeq lists its product as uncharacterized. The transcript is spliced from 4 exons. NCBI's taxonomy places the organism in Eukaryota, Metazoa, Arthropoda, Insecta, Lepidoptera, Tortricidae. Bases 1 to 945 code for a protein of 314 amino acids. The record is from RefSeq and is a predicted model, not a curated record.